AUGGCCCCGUUAAAACUCACUACAAAAUCGACCAAGCGCAAGCCGACCGACGAUGCCCCGACUUCUCCGUCACGGUCAAAAAAAAACAAGCCCUCGACUAACCAAAAAGAACCUUCCCCGGACCCCCAAUCGUCCCAUUCUGAUGUAGAGGAGGAUGAGAAAGAGAUUGAGCUUCACGGGCUAACGAGUGAUGAAGAGGACUCUUCAGACGACGAGAUCGCAGGACCCAUAGAAGGAAUUGACAUCACAAAAUUACCGACCGUAGCUAAAGACGACAAAUCCGUGCAACGAAGGCUGGAUAAAGCGAAGCGGCACCCUACAGAAUACAGAGGUGUCAUCUACAUUGGCCGACUACCACAUGGGUUUUACGAAGACCAGCUAAAAGCGUAUUUCUCACAAUUUGGGGAAGUUACGAGGUUACGUGUAUCAAGGAAUAAAAAGACCGGCCAGUCGAAGCACUACGCCUUUUUAGAAUUUGAGUCUUCGUCCGUCGCUCAGAUUGUUGCCGACACGAUGGACAACUACCUGCUGAUGGGACACAUCCUGAGGUGUAAAGUAAUUCCGAAAGAUGAAGUUCAUCCUGAGUUAUGGGUUGGGGCCAAUCGAAAAUGGAGGGUGGUACCCAGAGAUCGUGUUGCUCGAGUCGAGCAGAGUAAGCUUCGUACUCCGGAAGAACAAGACAAAGCUGUCAAGCGGCUUAUCAAAAGGCAAAAUGAGAAGAAGAGGAAGCUGGAGGCGGCAGGUAUAAAAUACGACUUUGAUGCUGUUGCAUACGUGCGCAGGAAUCCCAAGCACUUGAAGCUCCACUCUUAUGACCGUUAA
Marasmius oreades (fairy-ring Marasmius) is the source of this 822-nucleotide messenger RNA. RefSeq lists its product as uncharacterized. NCBI's taxonomy places the organism in Eukaryota, Fungi, Basidiomycota, Agaricomycetes, Agaricales, Marasmiaceae. Gene Ontology annotation, cellular component: nucleolus. Gene Ontology annotation, molecular function: RNA binding. The record is from RefSeq and is a predicted model, not a curated record. Gene Ontology annotation, biological process: maturation of LSU-rRNA from tricistronic rRNA transcript (SSU-rRNA, 5.8S rRNA, LSU-rRNA). The transcript has 5 exons. Bases 1 to 822 code for a protein of 273 amino acids.